Molecule: messenger RNA, 2400 nt
Organism: Suillus fuscotomentosus
Lineage: Eukaryota; Fungi; Basidiomycota; Agaricomycetes; Boletales; Suillaceae
Exons: 19
Coding region: 114-2312 (732 amino acids)
Biological process (GO): NAD+ biosynthetic process
Cellular component (GO): cytoplasm
Molecular function (GO): NAD+ synthase (glutamine-hydrolyzing) activity; ATP binding; glutaminase activity
Source: RefSeq, a predicted model, not a curated record
GGCAAGGUAGCAACUAGUACGGGAGAAGCCGUCCCGGAGUGUCGGCCAGUUCCAUUGGGCCCCGACGAUGCGAACGCGCACGCUAGAUCUGUACUUAGCUAGAGACCUCCAUCAUGGGGCACCUAAUAACGUUGGCUACUUCAUUAAACCAGUGGGCGUUAGAUUUUCAAGGAAAUUAUGAACGUAUCAUUCAAAGCAUCGCGAUCGCAAAGGAGCGCGGUGCUACCCUGAGAGUCGGACCAGAGCUGGAAAUUCCUGGGUAUGGCUGCUACGACCAUUUCCUUGAAGGGGACACCAUCCUUCAUUCCUGGGAGGUACUGGCCAAGAUCUUGGCCAGCGAUGAUACCAUGGGAAUUAUCUGUGAUAUUGGAAUGCCUGUUGUGCACAAGAAUGUAAUUUACAACUGCCGUGUCAUUGUACACGACAGGCAGAUUCUGCUCAUUCGCCCUAAGAUGUGGCUCGCCAACGAUGGCAAUUACCGCGAAAUGCGGUACUUUACUCCCUGGAUGAAGUAUCAACAAUGGGAAGAUCAUUUCCUCCCAAGGAUUAUUCAAACCGUCACGAAGCAGGUCAAAGUACCUUUUGGAGACUGCAUUAUAAGCACGGUGGACACCUGUAUAGGUGUCGAGCUCUGUGAAGAGCUCUUUACGCCAGCAAGUCCGCAUAUUUUAAUGGGACUCGACGGCGUCGAAAUAUUCACUAAUUCCAGUGGGAGCCAUCAUGAGUUACGAAAACUUUACACCCGCGUCGAGCUAGUGAAGGAAGCGACACUCAAGCUUGGUGGCGUCUAUCUUUAUGCGAAUCAGAAAGGCUGCGACGGCGAUCGGCUGUAUUAUGAUGGUUGUGCCAUGAUCGCCAUGAAUGGCCACAUCGUCGCUCAAGGUUCACAGUUCUCCUUGGAUGAUGUUGAGGUCAUCACAGCUACGAUCGAUAUCGAGGACGUGCGCUCACAUCGCACAUCCCGCAGCCGCGGGCUCCAGGCUGCCCGUUCUCAGGCUUUUCAUCGGAUUGAAGUGCCGUUCGCACUUUCAAGUGGAAAGUUUGGCGAUACAGAUGGAGCGAUGGCCCUCGGUAUCCAGGCCAAGCUUGCUGGAGCAAGAUUUCAUACUCCAGAGGAAGAGAUAGCACUUGGUCCAGCUUGCUGGCUCUGGGACUACCUCAGGCGCUCCCGUACACAGGGAUACUUUGUCCCUCUCAGCGGAGGUAUCGAUUCCUGCGCUACAGCUGUGAUAGUAUAUUCCAUGUGCCGCCUCGUGGCUGAGGCUGCACGCAAGGGAGACAAGCAAGUUAUUCUUGAUGCAAGACGAAUGGUCGGAGAGCCGGAAGACUCGGUGUAUACCCCUUUAGACCCGCAUGAGUUUUGCAACAAGAUCUUCCACACGUGUUACAUGGGCACCGAGAACUCUAGCGCAGAAACGAGAAAGAGGGCCAAGGACCUUUCAGCAGCGAUCGGAUGCUAUCAUACAGACUUGAACAUGGACACUCUUGUCACCUCUGUCCGUGACCUGUUCGCGUUCGUUACUGGUAUGCGACCUCAGUUCAGAGCCCAUGGCGGAUCGGGUGCGGAGAAUUUGGCGCUGCAGAACAUCCAGGCACGGUUACGGAUGCUCCUUGCUUAUCUCUUCGCUCAACUACUUCCUUGGGUGCGAGGCAGACAGGGUGCACUCCUCGUCCUUGGCAGUGCGAACGUUGAUGAAAGUCUCCGCGGGUAUUUCACAAAAUACGAUUGUUCAGCAGCUGAUAUCAAUCCUAUUGGCGGCAUCAGUAAGACUGAUCUCAAGAAGUUCAUUGCCUACGCUCGGGAUGCGUUUGAACUUCCUAUCUUGAACGAGUUAGUACAGCUGGGUUAUCAGGAUCGGCACUUUUUCCUGAUAUUCUGCAGUUUUUUGACCGCCGUACCGACCGCUGAGCUAGAGCCAAUUUCAGAGACAUAUGUCCAAGCGGAUGAGGCGGACAUGGGCAUGACGUAUGAUGAACUAUCAGUCUUUGGUCGUUUCCGCAAAGUGGAGAAGUGUGGACCAUACGGCAUGUUCACGAAGCUGGUGCACGAGUGGGGCUCAUUCCUGUCUCCCGUUCAAAUCGCAGAGAAAGUCAAGCAUUUCUUCUUUGAAUAUGCGCGCAACCGUCAUAAGAUGACAACUCUGACGCCGGCAUACCAUGCAGAAUCCUACAGCCCAGAUGACAACAGAUUUGAUCUCCGUCCUUUUCUCUAUCCCUCUAGGUUCCCGUGGCAGUUUAAGAAGAUAGAUGAAGUAGCUGCAGUCCUACCUGAUCGUUCCAACUCGGCUGCAGAUAAGACCAAGACUGACUGAAUAACGUAGAGAUCCAUGUACUAAGACGACAUAAGGCCUUAAGCUUUAAGGCUCUAAGCCACAAUAAAACGAUACUUUGUAUUCCAAU